Messenger RNA from Chinchilla lanigera (long-tailed chinchilla), 923 nucleotides. It is a transcript of the gene C1d, whose product is annotated as C1D nuclear receptor corepressor. The record is from RefSeq and is a predicted model, not a curated record. Gene Ontology annotation, cellular component: nucleolus; exosome (RNase complex). Gene Ontology annotation, biological process: maturation of 5.8S rRNA; regulation of gene expression. The coding region runs from base 147 to 572 and encodes 141 amino acids. The transcript is spliced from 5 exons. NCBI's taxonomy places the organism in Eukaryota, Metazoa, Chordata, Mammalia, Rodentia, Chinchillidae. Gene Ontology annotation, molecular function: DNA binding; RNA binding.
GAAAAACAACCGAAAGGGUGAGCGAUCAGCGUGAGGCCAUCAGAGCGCGACGCUUCCGCUGCAGCCAGAACCGGCGCGUCGUUGACGUCAUCAUCCCACGACCGUUUUUCGGGAGCCGGGACUCCAAGGUGUCAGAGUUGGUCAUAAUGGCAGGUGAAGAAAUUAGCGAAGACUAUCCAGUAGAAAUUCACGAGUACUUGUCAACGUUUGAGAAUUCCAUAGGUGCUGUGGAUGAGAUGCUGAAGACCAUGAUGUCUGUUUCAAGAAAUGAGCUGUUACAGAAGUUGGACCCACUUGAACAAGCCAAAGUGGAUUUAGUUUCUGCGUACACAUUAAAUUCAAUGUUUUGGGUUUAUUUGGCAACUCAAGGAGUCAAUCCUAAGGAGCAUCCAGUAAAGCAGGAAUUGGAGAGAAUCAGAGUGUACAUGAACCGAGUCAAGGAAAUAACGGACAAGAAAAAGGCUGGCAAGCUGGAUAGAGGUGCAGCUUCAAGAUUUGUGAAAAAUGCCCUCUGGGAACCAAAACCUAAACACACAGCCAAAGCUGCCAAUAAAGGAAAAAGUAAAAAUUAACUUUCGGCCUUGAUGGACACAUACUCAAAAAAUACAUUCUUACUGUUUUCACAACAUAGGUAAUUGUGUGGCAAUGCGAGGUUUACAUUUAUUCUCUUUUGAAUUUCUGUGUAAACUUACACUUUAAAUUUGUAGUGCUAAGUAUUUCCCCCACAAAAAGACUGACUUGUCUUUAUUGAUUUUCCUAUAGAGCAUGAGGUUUUUAACAUUGUGAUAUAUUUUAUAUUUAUAGUUUACCAUCUCUUUUGGCAAGAUAGUCACUUCUCUAUAUAAAUCAAUCAUUUUUGUUUUUUUGAGACAGGGUUUCACUGUAUAGUUUGGGCUGGCCUUGAACUCACUUUGUAGCCCAGG